AUGAGUCUUGGGGAUGAGAUUGGGCUGAUUGCUAAUUGUGAAACAUUUUCCAAUUUGGAAAUUUUGGCGAUUUCUUCACACAAGUUGGGCAAUGCAGGUCUGUCAGAUAUUUUUAACAGCCCAUUUUUGAAAAAACUCAAAACCCUUACUUUGUCUAAUAAUGAGUUUAAUAAUUUUGGAAUUGCUAGUUUAGGGACAUUCAACUUAUGUAAUUUAAGUGAAUUAACAUUGGAUUUUGAACAUGUAAAAACAGAAGACAUUCAACUAAUGUGCAGGAACCAGCUUUUUUCUAAUUUGAGAAAGCUUGUCCUUAAAAUUUGGAUACAAGAACAGGAUUUUUCAAAUAUACUUACUAAUUCUGUCUGGGUAAAUUUGAAAGAAUUGGAAUUCUCUUGUUAUAGAAUUGAAGAUAGGGAUAAAGUCUUGAAUAUCAAAUGCACUCUUCAACUGGAAAAGUUAAAAAUCCAUGCUUCGAACUUGGAAGUAUGUAGAGCAUUAGUCAACAAUAAGACUAUUUCUAGGUCUUUGAAAUAUCUGGAUGUAGGAGGAAUUAACGGGUACCAUGACAACCCAAAAGAUAAGAGAAACGUUGCCGAGAUUAAGGCAUCUAUAGAAACAUUUAUUUUCAUGUUUAAUGAUUUUGUCUUUUAG
Naegleria gruberi is the source of this 651-nucleotide messenger RNA. RefSeq lists its product as uncharacterized. The record is from RefSeq and is a predicted model, not a curated record. NCBI's taxonomy places the organism in Eukaryota, Heterolobosea, Eutetramitea, Acrasida, Naegleriidae. The transcript has a single exon. Bases 1 to 651 code for a protein of 216 amino acids.